Trypanosoma brucei brucei TREU927 is the source of this 1572-nucleotide messenger RNA. RefSeq lists its product as hypothetical. The record is from RefSeq and is a predicted model, not a curated record. Gene Ontology annotation, biological process: maturation of SSU-rRNA from tricistronic rRNA transcript (SSU-rRNA, 5.8S rRNA, LSU-rRNA). Gene Ontology annotation, cellular component: small-subunit processome; nucleolus. Lineage: Eukaryota; Euglenozoa; Kinetoplastea; Trypanosomatida; Trypanosomatidae. The transcript has a single exon. Bases 1 to 1572 code for a protein of 523 amino acids.
AUGAUGAAGGGCAAACGCCUGAGCAAACGCCUCAGACGUAAGGAGGAACAAGAAGAGAUAAUCGAAGACCUCGACCUCGACGUGGAGGACUACGAGAUUGAGGAGGAUGACGUCGUCCACAAUCGACGUAGUAAAGUGAAGGACAAGGGUGACGGAGUGAAUGGUGUGCUCCCGGUGGACGCUCACAAGCUGGAAGGCUUUGACGAUGACGAUGAGGAAAAGGGUGCUCAUCUAGAGGAAGAGAGACUCGCUCUUGAAGUAAACAAGACUAUGCGAAAAAAUACGGUUGAUUCUGAUUUUGAUGUUGGUGGUAUCUCCGCGGGAACGAAGCGUAAGAGGACACCCGAAUUUAACGUAACCCAAAGUGUUGCACCCGUUAUUGAGGCCGUGGAGCGCGACUACGCCGCAUUAACUUCUUCGGAGCGGCUGUCAAUUGUGCAGAAAGAGUCUCCUGAGAUGAUCAAGAUGCUUGAGGAAAUGAAGCGGUACCUUGCCGAGGUGAGGGAACUGGGCGAUCCUCUUCACGAACUGCUCUUCCGGCGGCGACUGUCAAGCGCCGAUCGGAGCCUCGUUCAGUUCCUGGAAACAAAGGUGCAGCUAAUGCUCAGUUAUUGUAUGCACGUGACAUUCUAUUUACUUAUGAAAACGGAAGGCAAAAAGAUUGCCGGCCACCCAGUCAUAGACAAUCUGGUGGAGAUACGUGUUUACCUUGAGAAGUUGUUCCAUAUGGAGGAGAAGCUGCAGUACUCGUUGAAUCGCCUACUAAGCGGCAAGACAACAGCUGUUGCACACCUUGAUACUCUACGCCCUCUUCAGUGUAAUGAGCGCGUCUCCAUGACAACCAACAAAGAUGCAAAGAAGAGUCGCAAGCAACUUGAAGCGAUGAAAGAAGCGGAAGAAAUUGAGAAGGAGGAAAUGGCAACAAUGAACCGCAUUCGCACUAAGAAGUCAGGUAGCCUUGACGAGGUAACACCUGUUGAUAGCAAGGCAGCCGCUUCAGUACUGGGCUACCACGAGGAUGAAGACCAGUUUUUUGCAAAGCUAGCGGCAACCGAGAGUGACGAAGAUGGAGAGGAGGGCCUUUCCUUAGUUGAGCGCUUAAAGAAGCGUCAACGAGCACUCGCAAAGGGUAGCGACGACGCUGACGACGAAGGCAAUCGCAACGGAAACGUGAUCGUGGAUGAUGAUGAUGAUGGUAGUUAUGACCAAGAGGAGUGUGAAGACGAGCUUCUCAGUGAGGGUGUGAACGAAGAGGGCGAGUACGAGACGCUCUUGGAGGAGGAGCGGGAUCGCCAGAAGAGAAGGGUUGCGACUCUGCAACCCAAGCGGGAGUUAAUCGAACCUGCAGUGGAUCGUCGCAAGACGACCAAGAAGAUUGAAACGCACCGGGGGCUGACCAAAUCUCGCCCGAAGGACCGGAAAACUCCCCGGACAGCUCAACGACGCAAGUAUGAGAAAGGUUUGCGCAUCCAUAAGACACAGACACGCACUGUUCAACCGGAGCCGGAGGGUGGCUUUGUGGGUGUGCCGCUGCUCAAGUCUCGCGUUACGCAAAGCGUUCGGUUUCAGUAG